CUUGGUUACCACUUUCCUCCCAUCAUGCAUCACUGCUAGAGGAGCUUGUAAGGUGUACGAAUACAAAUAAGAGCCAACUUCGGUGGGUGAAUCAGGUACAGAAUGGAAAAGGAACAGCACAACAUUGUCGUCUUCAAUGUUUCAAAAAGAGAGCUGUUUACCGCGAACAAUGGAUACAAAUCCAUGCACAAACGACUAAGAGCUCAAUGGAAGAUCCAAAGCAUGAAGGAGGAGCUGUCUAUGGAGAGGAUGAAGGGUGUCAAGUUGUGGAUAACUGCAGGCCCAAGGGAGAAGUUUACAGCAUCGGAGCUGGAGGUACUAAAGCACUACUUGGACGGAGGAGGGAACGUCCUGGUGAUGCUCGGUGAAGGAGGGGAAAUAAAAUAUGACACGAACAUCAACUUUCUCCUGGAAGAGUUUGGAAUAAUGGUCAACAGUGAUACUGUUGUGAGGAAUGUGUACUAUAAAUACUUCCAUCCUAAAGAGGCGCUUGUGUCCAAUGGUGUAUUGAACAGAGAGAUCAGUCGGGCUGCUGGCAAAGUAGUGACAGGAAUCAUCGAUGAUGAAAAUGUUGGAAACAACGCACAAGCUCUUACAUUUGUGUAUCCCUACGGAGCCACGCUGAGUGUGAUGAAGCCUGCUGUGGCUGUUCUAUCAACUGGCUCCGUCUGCUUCCCGCUCAACAGGCCUGUCCUGGCCUUCCAUCAGGGGAAGGAGGCUGGGAAGUUGGUGGUGUUGGGUUCCUGCCACAUGUUCAGUGACCAGUACAUAGACAAAGAGGAGAACAGUAAAAUCAUGGAUGUUGUGCUCCAGUGGCUCAUGGCUGAUAAUAUCCAGCUGAAUCAGAUUGAUGCCGAAGACCCAGAGAUCACAGAUUACACCAUGCUGCCAGACACGGGGUGCUUAUCGGAACAGCUCAGAGUGUGCUUACAGGAGGGCGACGAAAACCCCAGGGACUUCACCUCUCUCUUUGACAUGUCAUUGUUUAACUUGUCAACUGACACUUUACCCCAAGUCAUCAGUGCUUACAAGCAGCUUAAUGUGAAAGCCGAGCCACUUCAGCUGAUCACACCACAGUUUGAGACGCCUCUGCCUCAGCUGCAACCUGCUGUCUUUCCACCAGCCUUAAGUGAUUUGCCUCCUCCCAUGUUGGACCUGUUCGACCUAGAUGAAACUUUCUCUUCUGAGAAAGUGCGCCUUGCACAGCUCACCAAUAAAUGUACAGACGAUGAUCUUGAAUUCUACGUGCGGAAAUGUGGUGAAAUUCUGGGGGUGACUCCAAAGUUGGAUAAAGAUCAGAGGGAUGCCAAGCACAUAUUGGAACACAUUUUCUUCCAAGUUGUAGAGUUCAAGAAACUCAAUCAGGAGCAUGAUGCUGACACAGAGGCACCCUUUACUCUGAUGUGAUUGGAUUCAAGAAACAUUCGAUUUUCACCUCUGCCUUUUCACUAUACUGCAACGUGACCAAGCAGAUGAAUAUGUUCUUCAGUUAAAGAGAAGGGACUAUUGCAGUAGCCGUGGACGAUGUGGCAUCAUCUUGGGUACGGUUUUACAAUCUGUAUAUAUAC
Messenger RNA from Plectropomus leopardus (leopard coralgrouper), 1568 nucleotides. RefSeq names its product intraflagellar transport 52 homolog (Chlamydomonas) (gene ift52). The record is from RefSeq and is a predicted model, not a curated record. Gene Ontology annotation, biological process: intraciliary transport; cilium assembly. Lineage: Eukaryota; Metazoa; Chordata; Actinopteri; Perciformes; Serranidae. Gene Ontology annotation, cellular component: cilium; intraciliary transport particle B; centriole.